UCCAAAACAAAGACGAAUCGAGACCCCCGCCCUGCCUCCCAGAAGAGAGGGAAGGGGCACGUCACGGAGAGGAACCUAGGCAGGUUCGGGAUGGGCUCUGUCAGUCUCCGAGGGCCCAAGUCACCCCCGAGGCCUAAAGGUCGCAGACACUUUGAAAAAAGUCACCCUGGGUUGUGUUCCAGGCAGGGGGUAAGGGACGAGACAAAAUGUUUCUCAUUUGCCAAGCUGUCCAUUUCUUCGCGUCGCUUCUCCUCCUCCCCUCACCUGUUGUUACUGGCCAAGUUGAAAUUCCAGGUUAGAUUAAUUCAACUCCACCCAUCUGAUCUGCGUGCCAGGCUAGUGCCCACAGCUGCUUUCCACCUACCCGGGUUGCUGUGGAGAAAGCUUGGCAGCUGCGGGUGGGUGGGUGUGAACCCGGCUGCAACACCUAUUUCCUACCAUCGCCUUCGCAAGUACCCAAAAGCUUCUGACCAGGGAAGAGUAGAAUGUACAAUAUGCAGAAGCUGUGGACUUGGGGCACACGGACAACAAAAACAGGUAACUGGUUUAGGUAACCUGAGGGAAUGCUGGUGUGUGUUGUCUGCCGGGAAAGAAUUCGGGGAUGCCUGCGGCCAACCGUGGAGAGGAGCAGAGGCAGCCUGGCUGCCCAGUUUACCAGCUCUGAAGGGCCAGGACCACACUGUUCUUUCUCCGUUGUCACCUCUGAUGACCUGGCACCCGAUCAGCAUAUGCUGGAGAAAGGAGAGACAGAUCAAUAGUGCCAACCAAUGACAUAUCCCAGAAACACUAACGGCGCAUAGACUUCCAAGUUUCUUCUCCAACUAGUGUCCAAACUGCCCAAAUCCUUCAGGGGUGCCUCAAAUGGGAUCCAAGAUGCUCAGUUCUGUGCCUUGGGCUUUCCAGGCUUCUGGACUGUGGCUUUGUUCCCACCAUGCUCAGGCCAGAUGAGCAGCUGAGGAAAGCCAUGAGUUCUGCUCCUGGAUAGCAGCCGUCGGAGCUGCAGCAGCCCUGUCUCUGGGAACAUUGAGAAGCUAUGCUCCAGUUCACCCUAACGUACUUCAUCAGAAACACUUCCGGUCUGGCCCAGCAAUCUUUUAACAAACACUUUCACUUGUCAGUUUCUUUUAAAAUAUGUAUUCACUUAUUAUGUGUUUUUCUAUGUGGGCACACACAUGCCGUAAGUGUACGUGUGGAGGUCAGAGGACAACUUUGUGAGAGUCCAUUCUCUGCUUCUACCUUGUGAGUUCUGAGCAUUGAACUCAGGACAUCAGGCUUAAUGGCUUGCUGUCGGCAAGUCUCGGGAAGCUCUGGGUUUGAGCAAGCAGCUAGGAAGAAAGUUUAGCAGAGGGCGGGCCUGGCCCUGAGGCACUUAGAGAGUGUCAGGCCCGCCCUUUGUGAGCUGGCCGGGCUGGCCCCUCGAGCGAGAACGGAGUCCUGUUGGCAAGUGUGCUCCAGAGGAGGGUCAGACCUGCUGCAGCUGCCAUGCAGGCUGGACCAGGACAGGAAUGCCACUUGCCAAGCGAAAGCGCUGUAAGGCCCUGGAGGGUGACAGGGUGACUUCUGGGUGUGGGCCGAAGCUCCGCUGGUGAAGUGAAGCCGACAGGACCAAGCGGAAGAGACAAGCAGCAUCACCGGAUGACGGUGAGUCCCCAACUUCCACAUGUGCGCCCUGGCGUGGGUGCCCCAAUAAAAUAAGACCGUAAAGACUGAAAAGAAACGACAGGGAACUGCCCAGCCUGCAAGCGCUUAAUGUGAUCAGCCUCGGAAGAGGCCCUCCUUAUGUGGCGAGUCUGGCUGAUUUGGUGAAUGCGGUUUUUAGUGCAGGCCCUGGGCUUGCUUGGGUUUCUCCUACUUUCUUAAAUGUUGAUUCUGAGACUUGAACUGAGAUCCCCAGGCUUGCAUGUCAAGCGCCUGGUUGGGGGGGCUGUGUUUGGUCACGUAUUUGGUUUUGGGGGUGUGUUUUUUGUUUUUGUUUUCUUCUGAAAGAUUUGGUUUUAUGAGUAUUUUUUCUACAUAUACGUAUGUGCACUGUGUGUGUGCCUGCUGUCCAAGGUGACCCCCGGAGCUGGCGUUACAGAACACUGGGAGUCACCACGUGCUGCUGGGAAUCCAACCUGGUCCUCUACAAGAGCAGCAUGUGUCCUAGCUACUGAGCCAUCUUCCCAGUCCUUGGUCAUGUAUUUGUUAAAACAACAAAACUAUAAUCAGCUGGCAUCUGCAUGGAGUUUCCCCACUUGGAGCACCUCCACACACAUUGUUCUGUGUGUAGAGUGGGUCAGACAGAAAUGUUACUUUCCUUUUUGAAUGGCAUGGUACUUUUUAUUGUUUUAAAGAUAAAGUUUCUGGGGCUUGAA
This is a messenger RNA of Psammomys obesus (fat sand rat), 2354 nucleotides long. RefSeq lists its product as uncharacterized. Lineage: Eukaryota; Metazoa; Chordata; Mammalia; Rodentia; Muridae. The transcript has 4 exons. Bases 91 to 771 code for a protein of 226 amino acids. The record is from RefSeq and is a predicted model, not a curated record.